GAGUGGGUGCAUGUGAUUGGAUGUGUGAACGAGUGGGUGGUAGAAUGACUACCUAUAGAGUGGACUGCUAGCGACCGACAAUGCGGGACUGCACACAAGAGUUCUCUUCUACAGAAGGAGCUUCUGAUCAAUAAUGAUCUAGAGAGAGAGAGAAGAAGAAGCAGCAGCAGCUCCAGCCAUGGCAACCAAAAGCUCCAGCGACCCUUCUCGGCCCCACCAACGAUUAUUAGGGAAAGUAGCAUUAGUAACGGGUGGCGCAACUGGGAUUGGAGAGAGCAUUGUACGUCUCUUCCACGACAAUGGUGCAAAAGUUUGUAUUGUUGAUAUUCAAGACAAUCUUGGCCAGCAUCUCUGUGAAACCCUUGGGGGUGACCAAAGCACGUGCUUUUUCCACUGUGACGUUACGGUAGAGGAUAAUGUCCACCGUGCAGUUGACUUUGCAGUGGAUAAAUUUGGCACACUUGACAUCAUGGUUAACAACGCGGGCUUAGCAGGUCGCCCUUCUCCAGACAUCCGCAAUGUGGACCUAUCAGAGUUUGAGAAAGUAUUUAAUGUGAAUGUGAAGGGAGUCUUUCUUGGAAUGAAACAUGCAGCUCGUAUAAUGAUCCCAUUGAUGAAAGGCUCAAUAAUUUCCCUUUGUAGUGUUUCAAGUGCCAUUGGGGGCAUGGGUCCACACGCAUACACAGGUUCCAAGCAUGCUGUUUCUGGACUGACUAAGAGUGUUGCAGCCGAGCUGGGAAAGUAUGGGAUACGGGUCAACUGCGUUUCUCCUUAUGCAGUUGCAACAAGCAUGGCUUUGGCUCACUUGCCAGAGGAGGAAAGAACUGACGAUGCCAUGGUCGGUUUCCGUGACUUUGUUGGGAGGAACGCGAACCUGCAAGGGGUGGAACUGACUACUGAUGAUGUGGCUAACGCUGUGCUUUUCUUAGCUAGUGAGGAAUCAAGGUAUAUAAGCGGGACUAAUUUGAUGAUUGAUGGUGGUUUCACUUGCACAAAUCACGCACUGCGUGUGUUCCGCUGAAAGUACAAUAUCCUUUUCAUGGGUGGUUUUAGUGGGGCAGGUUGGCGUUAGUGUUAUCAUAUGAUGAUUUAUUUUGUUCUUGUUAGUCUGCAAAAGUUGCCGGUUGCAAUGGGUGUGUUCAAUGGAUACAAACAAGCUUGAAAUACAUUGAAUACAUAUCAGAAUUCUUAUAUCGCUUGACAAAGCGGAGUGCCAUAUCCGUUGACCGAGAACACGCCAUAAAAUGAUUCAUGUCACUGGCCCCAAUUGAUUGGAAUGUAGGACUUACUUUGGUUUUCGCAGUCUCUGUAUUAGGUUUCAUGUAUCUUGUUUUCGUUACUCAUAAAGACCAAAUAUGUCCAAUUUUGCAUCCUUGCAAUAGGUAUAGAAACAAGUUUCCAAUUGAUUGGAUAUGUACUAGAAUGGCUGUAUCUGUUAAAGCAUGAAUAUUCAUCUUCUUCUGGUGA
Molecule: messenger RNA, 1467 nt
Organism: Rhododendron vialii
Lineage: Eukaryota; Viridiplantae; Streptophyta; Magnoliopsida; Ericales; Ericaceae
Product: xanthoxin dehydrogenase
Exons: 2
Coding region: 179-1021 (280 amino acids)
Biological process (GO): abscisic acid biosynthetic process
Cellular component (GO): cytosol
Molecular function (GO): xanthoxin dehydrogenase (NAD+) activity
Source: RefSeq, a predicted model, not a curated record